Molecule: messenger RNA, 576 nt
Organism: Megalobrama amblycephala (Wuchang bream)
Lineage: Eukaryota; Metazoa; Chordata; Actinopteri; Cypriniformes; Xenocyprididae
Product: cystatin-B-like
Exons: 4
Coding region: 68-502 (144 amino acids)
Cellular component (GO): cytosol
Molecular function (GO): cysteine-type endopeptidase inhibitor activity
Source: RefSeq, a predicted model, not a curated record
AGCAGUUCCUACUUUAAAAACUGAAGCUGCUGUUUAUUGGCUUCAAACUGAUUUGAUCGCCAGCACAAUGACUGCAGAAAUGUCUGAUAUUGGAGGAUCGACCAUAGAGGAGUCUGUCACUCCAGGAUUUGAUGACCAGCAAAUUUGUGUAUGUAAAAUGAAAAGUUUUGGAGAAUGGACCACAGAGGAGUCUGUCACUCCAGAGGUGACGAACAUCUGCCUUGAGGUGAAGUCAGACAUAGAGGAGAAGGCUGGAGCUAAUUUUGAGGUUUACAUUCCUUUAAGCUUUGCUUCUCAUAUUGUGGGGACAAAGUAUGUGGUCAAGGUGUACGUUGGAGUGGAUAAGUGCGUUCAUGCGAUGAUAUAUCAAGCUCUCCCCUGUGAUGGAGGGGAAUUGAUUGUGUAUGGAGUCCAGCACCCUAAAACCGCCAGUGAACCUCUGAUCCCAUUUGGUGACAACAUCCAGAAAAUAGAACGUCUUCCAAUAGCAGACACACAAUGAUCUGCCAUACUGUACAGAGGAACUAUUGAAAACUGUUUCAUUCCUCAAUAUUAAACUCAAUCUUCAAACCCUCA